AUGGGGGGCAGAGAAAGAGGGAGAGAUAACCAGGAACGGGAUCCGGCGAAGAAAUUGUGCGAAAAGGUCAAACGUCGGGGUGAACUGCGAGGGCCUCCCCCGGAGCGCGUCGGAGCCGGUUUUAUGUUCCCCGGCUCCGCGCAGCUCGACGGAAGCAGCACUGAAAGCCCCCUGCGUCAUUCAGGUGGGACUAUUCCGACGUGCUUUUGGGUGAUUUUAAUUAUGGCUAUGCAAAAGAAGAACACAGUUCGCCUUCCCCCCGAAGUGAAUCGCGUGCUCUACGUCAGAAAUCUACCGUAUAAGAUCAGUGGAGACGAAAUGUACGAUAUCUUCGGAAAGUAUGGAGCCAUACGCCAGAUCAGAGUUGGAAAUACCCCCGAAACUAGAGGUACUGCUUUUGUUGUUUACGAAGACAUUUUUGACGCCAAAAGCGCGUGCGAUCACCUCUCUGGGUUCAACGUGUGUGGACGAUACCUCGUUGUGCUUUAUUACCAAGCAAAUAAAGCAUUCAAGCGCAUGGAUUCCGACCAGAAGCGGGAGGACUUGGAAAAAGUGAAAGCCAAAUUCAAUUUGGGUGGAGCUACGGAAGAACGGAAGUGA
Messenger RNA from Notodromas monacha, 600 nucleotides. The record is from the annotation of a GenBank genome assembly. NCBI's taxonomy places the organism in Eukaryota, Metazoa, Arthropoda, Ostracoda, Podocopida, Cyprididae.